AUGAGCGCCGACAAAGACCGCAGUGCGGUGUUCGUUGCACAGCAGUUCAGGAUCAAAGAUCGUCGUCAUCGUGGAUCACCGGUAGAAUCGCCCCCAGAGCAUCCGGCUUUCUCGCACGUACAGAUCGGCGUCUCUCUCACCGAACACGAGUGCCAAUAUUAUUUUAAUUUCGUAUUACAAGGUCCCGGCAGUCACGGUAUGAAACACCGCAUAGAAAGAAUAACAUUGUCCAUGGCCUCCGACGGGCUCGAGUCCGUCAGAAACCGACGUGGCCAGGGUCAGAUGUCAUUAUGUCAAACCAUAAGUAUGCCAAAUAAGGGAAGGGUAUGGUCUGACGAUCGUGUUCCGGAAAGGAUAUUCAGAGUUUUUAGCGUGUGCGAUUUGCGGCGGCGAUCCUUUGAAUUGAUGUGCCUGAAUCGAACACCCUCUUCCUUCCGACUCUCUUCUCGGCCAAACACGACAAACAAACACUCUCAUCACCGCCCUCAUUAUGGUGACUUUGCUCCCCAUCCAUAUCCACAGCCUCAACCACCUCCAAUGGAUUUGUAUCCACACUCUCGACCACUUGCAGCCUCAUUCGCCCCCAGUCAAGGGCGCAUCUUUGAUCGCCAAGCGGACAACCACAGAGGCGCAGCCCUGAGAGAUGUGUACAGCUCCACCUUCCGUGUUGCUGACAGCUCAAACAAUGGCAUUGACACUAGCUUCAGGCACACUUCCCCCCAAUCACAUGCUACUGAAAAUGAAAACGAGGAGGCCGAAAACGACGAUCUGGGCGGCGACGGCGAGAAACGAAAACACGCAUGUUCAAUGUGUGGCAAACGCUUUAAUCGCCCAAGCAGCUUAAGGAUCCAUCUCAACACGCACACUGGUGCAAAACCAUACGUCUGUCCGUUUCCGGGAUGCAACCGUCAGUUCAACGUCUCAAGCAAUAUGCGGCGGCAUUAUCGUAACCACGCACGUCGCGCGCCACCUCCUCUCCCACUCAAUGACGUGCUUGCUCAGGCCGAAGCAGCGCGUGCACAAGCGCAGACACAAUUACAAAUGCAUAACCAAAUGCAGACCCAGCGCGCAUUCUCGAUUGAGCCACCUAGUCACAUGCAACCUGGGCAAAGCGUCCCGAGCGAAGUCAAGCCACCAAAUAUGCAAAGGAGUGCGGAUGAGACAACGAACAUGGUGCGCGGAGCUGAGGCUGCUGCGCGAGCCGCACGAAGAUUGAGCAUCCCCCCGUCUAGCGUGCCAGUCGCCGAUCCGAUAUCUGCGGCGAGACAAUCGGCAUCUACGAUACCACGCCCUCGCCCUCCAGUGCAAUACGAGUAUCCUUAUCCGCCUGCGUCAUCUCACUCAAAUUCGAAUGCCCAUUCUAAUGCUCAGCCCACAUCUUGGUUGCAGUCACAUAAUCAUUCAGCGUAUUUGCAGAAUUCUUCUCGAUCUAUUGAUUUGCUCGCAGGCCGAGAAUAUUCCUACCCAGCAUAUUCUACAACAAGACACGGAGACGGGAGUGUACCCGAGACGGAUUCGAGCUUUGGCAAUCUCCCUCCACUUUCCUCGACACAUGUAACAGUUCCAUUGUCUUCAUCUGGGUGGAAGCAAGGGAGCUGCCACAACAUUCCCCCAACGCCUCCGUAUACGAGCGAGGCGGCGCAUAGUCCGCCUUUACACACGUCCUUGCAUGAUCUGCCAUCUAAUCCUGAGCGCAGGGACUUAUCUUAUUAUGGACCAGAACGUGACCAGUACUAUACUGCGACAGCGUAUGAGGGGGAGAACUUACGCGAUUCCGGGCAUCAGACGGAUCAUGCCGGUCUGGUAUACCGCGACAGGGACGCGGGCAGGUUGACCAGAUAUGAUGGUGGCGAAGUACGCUCUAUGUCACCUGCUCGGGCUCAUCAUGCUCCUUCGCUUUGUUCCGAACCAGUCGGAGAAAAGUUAGAUGAACAUCUGCCUCGUUAUGCAUCCUAUUCAUCUGUGAAUGAGGGUGACUACCUGGACGGGUAUCCUCGUCCUCGGGCACACACUAAUCCGCGGGAAUAUUGCACUCGCAGGCAAGACUCUCUUCGCCAACAUGACGACUCUGGUUAUAUUUCAGCGACACAGUCUACUGAUUCUCAUGUCCGGGAUGCAGGAGCAAUUAUUUCGCCUGCGACCUCAAGGCAGAGUACCGAGAAAACGCAUGUUGAAAAAGGAGCAGGGGUGAGGCAACAACCGUCUCCUGACACUCCAAGUCUGCACGUCUCUGCUCUACACAGCGAGCAUCCGCACGACGACGACACAGGUGUAGCUAUCGGCGCCGACAAGCAUGGUCCAGCCUCCGUUGAUUCGACCCGCAAAGGGCAAGGGUCCUUUGCGGCAGGAACUGCAGAGAAGGUAUCCUUAGUGCAUGCCCGUGGGACGUCCCGAUCGAGUUUACAGCUGCAUGAGCUGAUACAUCCUGUCGAGCAGCCGCCUGCAACUCAGAUGGCAAGAAGUCCUACAGACCAUGCAAUUGCAAACGAGUCGGAAGUGAAAACAGAGAAGUCUACUCCUAUUGGAAGAACACCCGGCGCAGCCCCGCCACCUCCGUACCCGCUCUAUACGCGCCCACCGCCUGCUUUCCCCGGAUCACCUUAUUCUGAUCCCGAGAAAAUCGAUGAACUCAAAACGGAGGUUGGGUGCGAAGCGAGCACACGGAAGAAGCGAGCUUCUGACGUCGCUGAAGGACGUGCAGAAAAGUGUAGCAGAGGGGCGAAGAAAAGGAGGCGUGGGUAGAUGAGGACUCCGCGCUGCGGAUUUCCUUUAUAAGCGGUCCUUGCGCCGUUGAAAGAAUCUGGCAAAAAUGGGGUGAAGGUGAUAGAACCGAUUUCUCUUUGUAUUUUGCUCAGGCUUUUUUCGUCCGUUUCUACUCAAUUGCGUUGUGUCUCACUGCACUUCCUUCUUCAUGAUGUUGUUACUUAUUCUUUCACACUGAUCCUUGUCCUCACACUCUUGAAUUGUCCUUUUAUAUUGCAUUUAACAAAGUUAUCUAUCCUGCUUCAGCUUUCCAGUGCUUGCACUCUGCAAAUUUCCAUGAUUUUCUUUCUUUGUCCAAUCUCCUUUGAUCGUUUACACCUGGUAAUCAUACUCGUACCCUUGUCACUCC
Molecule: messenger RNA, 3112 nt
Organism: Fomitiporia mediterranea MF3/22
Lineage: Eukaryota; Fungi; Basidiomycota; Agaricomycetes; Hymenochaetales; Hymenochaetaceae
Exons: 3
Coding region: 1-2742 (913 amino acids)
Biological process (GO): regulation of transcription by RNA polymerase II
Cellular component (GO): nucleus
Molecular function (GO): DNA-binding transcription activator activity, RNA polymerase II-specific; RNA polymerase II cis-regulatory region sequence-specific DNA binding
Source: RefSeq, a predicted model, not a curated record